This is a messenger RNA of Antrostomus carolinensis (chuck-will's-widow), 991 nucleotides long. RefSeq names its product ankyrin repeat and fibronectin type-III domain-containing protein 1-like. Gene Ontology annotation, biological process: regulation of establishment of bipolar cell polarity; establishment of mitotic spindle orientation. Gene Ontology annotation, cellular component: spindle. NCBI's taxonomy places the organism in Eukaryota, Metazoa, Chordata, Aves, Caprimulgiformes, Caprimulgidae. The record is from RefSeq and is a predicted model, not a curated record. The transcript has 7 exons. The annotation marks the transcript as partial. Gene Ontology annotation, molecular function: protein binding.
AUGUCUGUGACUGAUGAACUGGGAAAUAUUUGUCUUUUUUAUGAAUAUACUGAAUACUUCUGUGUCUCUGUGGAUAAUAGGUUAUUUGCUAUGGAUUUGGAUCAAGAACACUGGCUAAAGGAGCUAGUGAAACAUGUAAGGAAGAGAUUUACUCAUUCUGCCCAGAGGCUGAACCAGCAGAGACAGCAAAGCCAGUGUGAUUCAUUGAAUGAAGACAGUGGACAAUUACCAGCAAUUUCUUCACGUUUUGCCUUGGAUAACCUAAGCUGGUAAUGUAAGCUGAAAAUGACACAGCAAAUGCAUAACUUAAGUCUCCUCCAGACUAAAAAGAACAGUGUGCCAUCCUCUCCAAAUGCUGCAAAGCGGUUAUAUCGGAACCUGUCUGAGAAGCUGAAGGGGAGUCAUACAUCCUUUGAUGAAGCGUAUUUCAGAGCUCGAUCAGACCGGCUCAGUCUCCGUAAGACCUCAAUGAAUUUCCAGUGCAAUGAAGCUAUGUUUGAAGCUGUAGAACAGCAAGACCUGGAUGCUGUUCAGAUUCUUCUUUAUCAAUACACGCUGGAGGAAUUGGACCUGAACACACCAAACAGUGAGGGACUAACUCCUUUGGAUAUUGCCAUUUUGACAAACAACGUCCCUAUUGCUAGGACCCUUCUACACGUUGGGGCAAAGGAAAGCCCUCACUUUGUGAACAUGGAAAGCAGGUCAGUGCAUCUGAGUACAUUGGUCCAGGAAGCACAGCAGCGAGUUACUGAAUUGUCUGCACAAGUGAUGAAUGAAGACCUUGGUACAGACAACACAGAAAAAGAGAAGCAACUAAAAGCAUGGGAAUGGAGAUACAGGCUAUACAAGCGCAUGAAAGCAGGCUACGACCAUGCUAGAGCCCCUGAGGCGCCAACCAAUGUCUGUCUCAUGGUAACAAGCAGUACAUCACUCACUGUCACCUUCCAAGAACCUCUGAGUGUCAACUCAGCUGUGGUGACCAAGUAUAAAG